Messenger RNA from Polychytrium aggregatum, 1865 nucleotides. RefSeq lists its product as uncharacterized. The record is from RefSeq and is a predicted model, not a curated record. The coding region runs from base 180 to 1622 and encodes 480 amino acids. Lineage: Eukaryota; Fungi; Chytridiomycota; Chytridiomycetes; Polychytriales. The transcript is spliced from 2 exons.
CACUGCUCUUGCCAUCGUUCGCCGUCGUCGCCCACUCCGAGCUAUCGCUGAUUGCCGCAUCAACCGCUCACCCGUGUCAUUGCAGCGGUCGUCUCAGCAUCCACACCUCGGCGUCCUUUGCUCCACCCCAUCUCCGCAUCCCACUCCUCGCCCUCUUCUCCCCAUCGACCGAUAACGAUAUGGCACCCACCCUCGACCCUGUCACAGCAUGCAUCCAUAACCCGCAUCUCUUGCUGCUCAUCUGCUCGUCCCUCGACGCCAGCGAUGCCGCUACGCUGCUUCGCUGCACCUCCGGGACCCGGGCAGUCUCCAAGACAUCGAGCUUUCGCAGUCGCUGCCUCCAGAUCCUCACCAAGCAACUCUAUCGAUUCAGCUGGCCGAAGCGGUUGUCGGUGUCCAGCACCAAGGGAAGCGCCGCUUUGCCUCCGAUUCAGCUGAUGUUAUUACUGCGGGGUCUCCAGCUGAGGGUUCUGGAUAUGGACGUCGUGCUGGAGCUGGAGCAGCAGGGCAGCAUCUUCCCGGCCAGAUCAUUUGUUCCCGACCCAGUGAAUUCCAAGCACGGCUCGCUCUACAUGGAUAUCCAGCUCGCACUGACCCUCUGGGAUCGAGCGCCACUUGAACUGAUCGACUGGUUUGUUGCCCGGAAUCUGCUCCCUCAAGUCGGCCUGUUUGUCCGACAAACCUAUAUCAAGGGACGCAAGGAAGCCGCUCUACUCGCAUUGCAGCGAUCCCAGACCGCCAACCCGGCGCAUCGCCGCCUUUCGGUCGGAGAUGUUGUUUACGGAGAUCCACAUCUGAACCAAUGGCUGUUUGAUGAAGUACUUCCCAGCGACGAUCUAACUGCGCUGACCUUUCUGUCGGGAGCGCUCGGCAUGCGCAACUUGGAUCCGAUCCUACCCCAUGUCGUGCUCUGCAACGCUCGUCAGUGCCUACACUGGCUUCUGGAGACCAACAAAUGGAGCCUCAAGUACGGCGUUAGCGGCGUGAUCGUCGAGGCUCUGGUGGACGCGCCAAAUGGGCUCUCGAUUCUCCAGGAGCUGGUCGCCUGGGGCCUUGAUAUCCAUGCCAAUGCCGAGCACCUGCUACGAGAGGCCAGUCGAUGUGGCCGGGUUCAUAUGGUCGAGCUGCUUAUCAAUCUGGGGUGCAAUCCCGAAGCCGCUCCAGCCGAUGCCGGCGAUACCGACAGCGCCGACCUACUCGAUGCGGACGACGACAGCCUCGAUGGCAUCACGACUGACGACGAAAGUCACUGGGACGAGCAUGACUGCCCAGUGCUGCAUAUCGAAACAACGGACUCGGACUGCGAAACAGAAAUAUCCGAUACUCUCGGUAGCCCGCCAACGCCAAGGUUCCUUGGCUCUCGCAGAGCCUCUCGAUCGCUCUCGGCAAAGACAAGUCACUCGUCGAUGCCCUCGGACGCCAUAUCGCAGAUGGCCGCAACCUUUGGGCUCGCUUUCCAGUUCUCGUAUCUGGGGCCGCGGUGGCCACGCGGCUGUGCCCUGGACAUUGCGGCAACCGACGAGAUCAGACUGGUGUUAGAGGCCUCUCGCCGCAACCACUCCCGCCGCCGGAGCUCGAUUACCUCCGUCGCAAGCUGGGGAGAAGUCUUUGGAUUUUCGUGAGCGACGGGGCAGUUUGGCGACGGGGCAGCAACUAUGCGAACCGAGCGUCGCCGAGUUAGAGUGUCUCCCAGCGACACUCGAGCGUGCCGGGGAAGCAUGAAGACCCGCACUCUCGCAUCCUAUCUAUUUGCAAUGCUUGCACGGCCAGUUUUGUCCGCGUGAAAUCCCGGUCCACAGUGGGUCGCUGCCGAGCGAGUCUUCAAGCAGCUUGGCCCAUGCUCCACUUCCCCACCCCAUCCGCCC